Molecule: messenger RNA, 2376 nt
Organism: Penicillium samsonianum
Lineage: Eukaryota; Fungi; Ascomycota; Eurotiomycetes; Eurotiales; Aspergillaceae
Product: Elongator subunit ELP2
Exons: 3
Coding region: 1-2376 (791 amino acids)
Biological process (GO): tRNA wobble uridine modification
Cellular component (GO): elongator holoenzyme complex
Molecular function (GO): protein binding
Source: RefSeq, a predicted model, not a curated record
AUGGUCGCCGUCGAAACAGACUACAUUAGCGUGGGGACAGGCGUACUUGCCUUCGGUGCGGACAACAAUGUCGCCUUAUGGGAUCCUCUAGACAAGAAUGAUCGUGGUAUCUAUGCCCUACUUGUUGGUCAUACCGACAAAGUCAGCGUCGUUCGAUUUUAUACAUGCCCCGCCUCAGGAACGAGAUUUAUUGUCACCGGCUCCGUCGACCGCACAAUACGGGUAUGGCAAAAAGACAAUGCCGAUCCCCACAACUAUGUCCUUGCAUCUACCCUUGAGGGUCACACGGGCUCAGUGAACGCGAUUGCCGUCGCCGAUGGCACAAACAUCAUCGCAUCUGGAGCGGCUGAUGGGACAGUUCGGACCUGGAGAAUAAAUGCAGAGGACGGAUUGAAGUGCGAGCUACUUGAAACUAUCACAAUGACACCACGGUUUUUCCCGCUGUCUCUGUCAUUGCAGGGACUUGAAGGCGACUCGGAUAAGCCAUUGGUGUUGGCCGUUGCAGGUACAACGACCAAGGUUCAGAUCUACGUCUCGGAAACCUCCAUCGGCAAGCCAGAGUUCAAGCGCCAGGCUGUGCUUGCGGGACAUGAAGCCUGGAUCAAGGCUCUUUCGUUCACCCAGGACAAGCAGAACAACGGUGAUAUCCUGUUAGCGUCUGCAAGUCAAGACAGAUACAUCCGUCUUUGGCGACUGCGUCGGGGUGAAGCAAGUGCCCCUGCUCCGAUAGAUGAUACGGAUCCUCUGCUUGGAGGAAUGGAACCUACGCUAUCCAACAAAGCCCAUGAGUUCGAGGCUGCAGGAUCGAAAUACUCCAUUACUUUCGAAGCUCUUCUCUUUGGACACGAAGACUGGAUCUAUACUAUUGCAUGGAAUCCUGAUUCGAACCGACAACAGCUUCUCUCGGCAUCGGCUGAUAAUACCAUCACAAUUUGGGAACAAGACCAAGCAUCAGGCGUUUGGAUGUCCGCAGAGAGAAUGGGAGAGAUCAGUGUCCAAAAAGGAUCUACCACGGCGACUGGUAGUGCAGGUGGCUUCUGGAUUGGGCUCUGGUCACCAGAUGGAAAGCAGGUGGUGAGUCUUGGCCGGACAGGUAGUUGGAGAGUCUGGCGACAUGAUUCCGACUCGGAUCUUUGGAUACAGAGGUUCGGUAUUUCGGGCCAUGUGCGCCCCGCGAACGGUGUACAAUGGGAGCCCACUGGAGGCUACCUGCUUUCAACCAGUUCAGACCAAACCACCCGACUUCAUGCAAAGUGGGUGCGGGGAAAUACAGGUUCCUGGCAUGAGUUUUCUCGCCCUCAGAUUCACGGGUACGAUUUGAACUGUGUCGACACACUGGGUCCCUCACAGUUUGUGACUGGCGCAGAGGAGAAGCUCCUGCGUGUGUUCAAUGAGCCCAAACCAAUUGCUCAGUUGCUCGAGAGACUCACUGGGUUCAAACAAUCGAAUGACGAGGACCUCCCAGACACUGCUGAAAUCCCAGUGCUGGGUCUCUCGAAUAAGGCACUUGGGGAUGAGGCGCCAGUGGAAGAGGACGAGCAAAAAGCCCCAACUGAGGCGCCAAUCGCUUCUGCCUCGCUGGCUGCCAACCACCCGCCACUGGAGGAUCAGUUGUCUCGUUACACAUUGUGGCCGGAGCAUGAGAAGCUCUACGGCCAUGGUUAUGAGAUUUCAGCAGUGGCAGUGAGCCAUGACCGUAAGGUCAUUGCUACGGCCUGCAAGGCCAGCUCGAUUGACCAUGCGGUGAUUCGCCUGUAUGAUACGUCAGACUGGCAUGAGAUCAAACCUUCCCUCACUGCACACUCGUUGACCAUCACGGACCUUUCAUUCUCGAGUGACGAUCGCUAUCUUCUCAGUGUUGGACGAGAUCGCCAAUGGGCGGUCUUCCAGCAGAGCGAUGCAGACCCAACUACGUUUACAAGCCUCAGCUUAAACCCCAAGGGUCAUUCUAGAAUGAUCCUAGGUGCAGCCUGGGCCCCAGCUACCACAGACCAUGUCUUUGCCACGGCAGGACGUGACAAAUCUGUGAAGAUCUGGCAAAAGUCCGAAGACACUUUUGUCAGCAAGACAACCGUAGCCCUAACAUCGGCCGUCUCAGCGAUUGCUUUUUUGCCCGCAACAUACAAAGGCACAUAUGUUAUUGCUGUCGGCGAGGACAACGGUGUCAUUUCUAUCCACCGAAUUGCCGCUGACACUCUCGAAGCACAGCACAUCGUGACUAUUGACAAAGUGGCCUCGCCCUCGAAGACAAUUACUCAAUUAUCAUGGCGACCAGUGCCGGCUGCAGAGGCGGAUAGCAGGGAUCAGUUCGAAUUGGCGGUGGCAAGCGAGGACACGUCCACCCGGAUAUAUGCUAUCUCGAACAUGCUCUCAUGA